Molecule: messenger RNA, 1160 nt
Organism: Halteromyces radiatus
Lineage: Eukaryota; Fungi; Mucoromycota; Mucoromycetes; Mucorales; Cunninghamellaceae
Exons: 1
Coding region: 90-1109 (339 amino acids)
Source: RefSeq, a predicted model, not a curated record
UUUCCUUUCUACUUUUUCCUUUCUUUCUUUUCUUUUAUUUUCUUUUUUUUUUCUUAAAAUUUAUUAUCAAUAUAAUGCAACUAUAAUUCAUGGCGACUACUACUAUUAUUACCACUACAACAAAAAGAAAACAACCUUUUAUUAUGGAGAAAUCAUCAUCUAGGGUGAUGAUCAGUUCAUAUGACUUAUUAUCAUCAUGUCAACCGUGGCUUAGUGUCAAAUCAAAUCUUUACGAAUGUUGGUUAUGCGUUUACGAACCGAUAUUUUGGUUAGUUUAUUCAAUCUUUUGUUCAAUGGAAGCUCAUCAUAAAUAUCAAAAGAAUCAAGCCAUCAUUGAUACUAUGGUAUACACUUAUGAAGAAGAAGAACGAGAAAGACAUGAUUAUUGGCUGGCCAAUAAUAAUUCUAGUGAUUCAAAUGAAAGUAAUAACACCAAUACUACUACGACUACUACCAUGAUUACUACAACAGAUACACCUACUAGUAGUGAUGAUGAUUAUUCCGCAUCUAUUCGAUCCACUAAAUCAUUCAAACAUACAAUCAAAGGUCAUUUUCAAACUUUUCGACAAAAACAACAAACAUUGAAUCAAGCUAUGAAACGAUCUUUAUUAAGAAAAGCUAGUAAAACUUCUUUACCUCCAGCUAUUGAACUUCCUCAUGACAUUGAAAUCAAACCAUCUAAAUCUACAUGUUCAACAGCUUCGUCUCCUCCUUCUUUAUUAUCAUCACCCUUAUCAUCAUCACCAACAUCUAUGCACGAAUUUAGUUUUGAUCAUCAACAAUGUAACAACAACAAACCUAAGCAAGUUCAUCCAUUGGCUUUAGAGGCGCGGACAUCACUUUCAGAUUCACUCCUAAAAUCACUCAAUAAGAAAAGGAAACAGCCAUCGUUGCCACUACCACCACCUCCACCACCCAUCACCAUCGUUUCCUCUUCAAGUAAUCAAAGCAACAACGUCAACUUUAAUCAUCAUUAUUUAAGCAAGGAGUCAUCCUCCUCUUUUUCCCCUUAUUUUGAUUCCUCUUCCUCUACUCUUCUUACCCCUCCACCUGCUUUUUAUCAUCGUCGGAAGACUGCCCCUGAGAUCGUCAGCCUAUCAAAAAAGUAAAAAAGAUUUUUUUUUAUUAUUUAUGAUGGUUUCCUUUUUAGGUACCCUGAC